UCCCCGCCCCGGCUUCGCUGCGGUCACUUCCUGCAGCUGGGCCCGGCCGUGCCCGGCGCCCCGGCCUCCGGCGGCCUCGGCGGGCGGCAGCGGGUGCGCGGCGGAGCGGCGCUGGCGGCCAGGGGCGCCGGGCCCCGGCUGCGAUCUGAAGAGGACUCCUCAUCCUUCAGACAUAGCAUGCCCACAGUCUUCCUGGCCAAUGAUUCUUUUACAGCAAGCAGGACUUCUUCCUCAUCCUGAGAAGCCUCCAUCUCUUCCUAUGUCAGUGGCUACAAGGCCCAGAGCCACCUCACCGCUGUCCCCACCCAAACCUCUUGGACUGGGGCCUUCCCUUCACCACGCACAAGACGAAGAGCUUGCAAAGGUGGUGGAGCAGGACCCUAUGCUGGAGGAACUAUGUAAGCCUCUGUGCUGUAAGCUUUGCAAUGUCACCCUGAAUUCAGCACAACAAGCCCAGGCUCAUUACCAGGGUAAAAACCAUAGUAAGAAACUCCGAAAUUACUAUGCUGCCAAUAGCUGUCCGGCACCUGCCAGGAUGAGUAAUGCGGUUGAGCCUGCCCCGCCUCAGGUUGUCUCCCUUCCAGCUCAGAUGGGAUCCAGUAAACCAGGUGGCCGAGUGAUCUUGGCCACAGAGAAUGAUUACUGCAAGCUUUGUGAUGCCUCGUUUAGUUCUCCGGCUGUGGCGCAGGCUCACUACCAAGGGAAAAAUCAUGCCAAACGGCUGCGUCUUGCAGAAGCACAGAAUAAUUCAUUCUCGGAUGCAUCGGAACUGGGCAAACGGAGGACAAGGAAAGAAGGGAAUGAAUAUAAGAUGAUGCAGAACAGAAGAAAUAUGUAUACAGUUCAAAACAACACAGGUCCCUACUUCAAUCCCCGCUCGCGGCAGAGGAUUCCUCGGGAUUUGGCCAUGUGUGUCACCCCCAGCGGCCAGUUCUACUGCUCCAUGUGCAACGCCGGGGCCAGCGAGGAGAUGGAGUUCAGGCAGCACUUAGAAAGCAAACAGCAUAAAAGCAAGGUGUCCGAACAGCGGUACAGAAAUGAAAUGGAGAACCUAGGCUAUGUACAAUGACGCGCCGCCCUCGGUAGUAGUUCGCAAAUAGAGCAGCUUGUCUCUCGCCUGCUGUUUGCCACAUGCCCUGCUUUGUGCUCCAUUUGAUAGGAGCAUGCUCUCGAGCUAUACAUGUAACACCUGCAAACUUAAUGGUAUGGUUAGAUUUUUUUUCUAUCAUAGUUGGCAGGAUGACGCUGUGCAGGACAUGAAGUGUUUUUGAUGUUUGUUUGCUAGUUAUCUAAGGCUCUUUGUUGUGUUGAGUGGCUGGGGUGACUUUGGUCUCUCCCCGGCCUUCUGCAUGAAUAUGCAAAGACCAAGAAGUGCUGGGAACUUCUGGGGUUCCACCACACAGGUGAACCAUGUGCAAAGCCCGCUCCCCUCUUUGUGUGCCGCAGAGCUGUGCUUCUGAAUGUCUCCCUACAGCAGAGUGAAUCUCUGGGCAGCUUGUAAAAGAGGGGUAGGAAUGGGGCCUGUGAAUGUCCGAGCUAGGGGUGUAUUUGUCCACAAAUUGCUGCUUGUGGCCCUCAUUACAGCCUGCAGUAAGUUCUUUCCACAUGCCUGUAAAAAGGCUACGCACACCUCUCCACCUUGGAGGGUCUUGCCUCUUACCCAUUUCUCUGUGAUGCAGAUUUCAUUCUGAAGAUCUGACAGUAGAUGCCAGCUGAGAAGCCACAUCCAGAAAUGCUCUUCUACCAAACAGUUAUCAAUGAAAAUGGAUUUUUGGAAUUGUUGGCUGGGUACCUUAACGCACCACGGGUGUAGCUCAUCUCCCUGAAGAGAGCCUGUGGGGGUUUCAGUGGCUUAAUGCAGUGAAUCGAAAAGCAACCCAGCUCAGGUGAGAUGUGCUGUGCUCUGAUUCCACGUUAGCCAGGGUAGGGUUAAGGAUAGGUUGCAAGGAGCUGUCGGUUAUAAUUUCUUUGCGUAGCGAUGUAGAAGAGAGCGAGUAUUAGUGUUUGGUGCACAGCCCUAUUCCUUGGGAGAGCACGGCUGCCUGGACCCCAGGAAGCAGAUGUCAGUGUGUCCCACUUCCACGCCAUUCCUCGACAGAGCCCACUCCGUAUUAAAGAAGAGAGGUAAAAUGUUCAUUUGAACUAGGGCUACCAAUACUGGAUAAAGAUUUUCCCCUCUUUGUUUUCCCAUCCCAACCCGGGUUUUGAUUCCAUUCCUAGAUGUGAACUUCACUGUUAUAGGGACCAUAAAAAUCCAAAGUUAGGGAGGAUGUAAAUGUCAGGAGUAAUGAUUGAGUAAGAGCUUUUUGGCCAUGCAGAAGUCCUCAUGAAACUUGUUAAUCAACUUUUUAAAUGUCAUCAAAGGGUGUGUGUCUGUUUUGGUGAUCCUCAGUGGAAGUGGAAAGGGGAUAAAGAACAGAAGUAGGGCUGACGUUUUUCUACUCAUUUAGGUAGAUGUGAAGCUGUGACUGGAAUCCAGUUCACAGUUUUUCUAUAGUAUUGGCUCCAGUGGCAAGUGCAGCAUGUAGCUAACCUCUCCUGAACCUGAUUCCCACUGUGCUGCUAUAGCUGUACGCCAGUAUAGCUUCAUUGACUUCAGUGGCAGGUGCAGAGAGGGAGUAGAGGAAGCAUCAUGCCUUGACUCUCGCUCCUCUUUAGGCGGACUGAAUUAGAUGCAGCUCCAUUGGUUUCAGUAGCAUUUUACCAGGGAUAGAUUGUACCUAGUGCAUGAUGUUGAAGGUAACCCUGCCCCUUCUCCCCCUUCUCCCCACCCUUACCUGUUUUUACCAUUCUGAUCCUGCUUCUUGCAUUCCAGAAGGAUUUUCUGCUUGCCUUAAAAAAUGAAAAAUGACUCAACAAACAAAAAAUCCAGAUAGUUUUUAGUAAUUUUUCUAGUCCACUUCAAAAAUGCUUGUCUCACUUGGCUGCUCAAAAGAGAAGGCUGCUCCCCAGGAACCGUGUAUUGUUCUCUCUACCUACCUGAGCGUGAGCUAUGCAUGCAGCCUUAACACAGCCUUCUUAAAUCCAGGCAGAGUGAGCUCUUGCAAAAAGAAAAAGAAAAAAAAAAAAAAAAAAAAAAGGCAACCCCCUGCAUCGUUGCAGGCUGUUUCUUGCCUUGUGAAUACGGGCAGGGCAAUGCUCAUCCUUUUGAAUAGGAUUCCCUCCCCUCCUUUGUGCAAAGCCCAGUUUUGUGGGCUUUGUGCACUUGAGCACAUUAGAAGGUAGGAAGGAGAACAGGUGUCCAGGUUGAAAAGCACUCAUUGGGCAGUUUUCACAGCCUCUAAGUCUGUUUCUCCUGUGCUGUUCUGCCCUGGCUCACCUUCUUUGCAACCUUGAAGAACAUUCCCCUUGCAAAAGUCUCCCGUCAGCCUUUACCCCUCAUCUUUGCAGUGAAAGGGUUGGUUUUCUCUUUGUGUUCUGACUUUUGUUUUCCUAGCUGGACACCACUGUGUAGGGACAGAAGGAGCUGGGUGAGCCUUACCACAGGUGUGUUUGACCAGCGUGGUCCCUGCAUCGUGCUUAAACGUCCCUCUUGCUGUCAAUUAAAGCGUGGUAUUUUCCCACAUUCGGGAGGCUACGCUUGGGAUGCUGUUGGCUGUGCUUGUGGGCUGCUCCCCUGCAAGCGAGUCUGGUUUGGAGGAAUGGCUUGAGUCUCCCCAGAACAGAGGCACCUAGCUGGUUUGGUUUUUCACAGGAAAACAAGCAGUGAGUGUCAUCAUCCUGAGAAUUUCAAAGCGGUGUGUUACGUAGCAGGCAUAAAGCGGGUAGUGGGAUUCCAGCAGCAGGAGGAAGAUGAGUUUGCUAAGCGGGAGGAAAGCAGCUGAGGAUUAAUUGCUUUGCCCCAGCCCCCUGUUGUGGCCCUUCUCUGUGAGUGACCAAAGCUUGACUCUCCCUUUCCAGCAUUGCUUAAUGGUUUGUGUUCUUCCCACUCUCUCUCCAGCACAGAAAAUUGUUGACUACAAAGAGAAAGCACCUCGCCCCACUAAUAUCUGUAGGGUCGAGCCAAUCCAAACUCAUACUUUUCAGCAGGAGAAGCAGGGUGGAUCCUGAUUUUAUUUUUCUAUGAAAGCUGAUCUCCAAAUCAGCAUUCAGAGCGCAUAUUGAAAACAUGUCCUGGCAAAAUCCUAUUAGUCAUAGGUGGGACGGGGAGAAUAGCAUACAGCUGUAGUACCGGGGAGAAUAGCAGUCAGCUGUAGUACCAUUUUCCAGACACAGUCAGUAUUUUUCUCAAGUUAGUCGAAGUACCAAACUCAAGAAAUAGGACUUCUGUGAAACUGUCACGUUGGCCAGUAGGUUAAUGACCUUUGCUGCUAGAAACAAAAUAUAAAUCAAUGUGUUCAUAUUUAUUUUACUGCGCUGACCACUAAUUGACUUAUUGAUAUUUAAGGCAUUAUUAUGUAGGUUGUUUUUGUUUAAAUAGAAAACUCUACAUCGCACUUUGCUUUUGGAUCAGAAAUGAUAUUUAUUGUAUUUGUGAAAAUGUUUUCCUGCCCACGUUAUGUACUUUUUUCUUUCCCUUGAUGCAAAAACCUUGCCCACUAAAAAAAAAAACAAAAAAAACCCACACAAACAAAGAACCAACACAACCUACAGAUUUUCUUUGUUUCUUUUCAUGCCAAACAAAUUUGGAAUUUCCAUGCAGCUCUUUCUUAAAUGUCCAUUUGAAGUUUGUGUUUUUUGUUGUUUUUUUUUUUUCUUCCCUCCAGUGGUUCCUUUGGUAACUUGGGAUGAUAUUUUUAGAGACACGUGAAGUUUGUACUACAUUUAAGCAUUUCUUUUAAGGCAAGGAAGUAAACUGUGGAAUCCAUGUAUUUGUGAGAAGUAUGAAGAUGAUACUAUUUUGUUUGUAUUAAGCAUUAGCUGCAUUAGCUGUCAUUUCGCAUUCUGCACUAAUGGGAAAAGGUGUUAGAAUCUUGCCUAACGUUGCUCUAAUUUUGACUUUUUGCUUUUUUUUGGUAUACAUCAAAAAGAACCCUGAAAACUUCUGUGGAGUUGCUUACAAUGGUCAGCAGUGUAAAAAAAUGCAUUUUUUUCUAUAAGGCUUCUUGUCUUUUUUUCCUUUUCUAGGUGCUCAUUAUAGGGCAUUAGAAGGGAAAGCUAUCGCCAUGGCACGGGUUCAUAUUUUGGCUUACUAAUGCAUGAAGUCCUUCUGCUACAUUACUAAAGUAAUGCUCUUGCUGUAACCAAUGGAAAUCUUGCCCAAGUCUGGAGUAAAUGAAAUACCCUAGCUAAAUACACUAUGUUGGCUAGGGGCAGGGAAAAUACAUAGCUGAAAUCUGUGUCUUUUACUUCUGUGUUUGGGUUACAAAACUCUUAAGGUUAUGCUUUUUUUGAGGAAUGCGUAUCUUGUUCUGUAAGGAUUUGGUCCUGCUCCAUCUAAAAUAGUUUGAAGUACGUUGACUUCAGCCAACUAGGAGCAAGCCAUGAAACCCUUCAGGAAUUUCAUACUGCUGAUGUUUUCUCAUGUGCUUUUUUUUUUUUAUUAUUUUUAUUUUUAUUUUACAACCAUGCAUACAAGGAUGCUCUGGAUGACAAGGACAUCUGUUGCCAAUUACGGAAAACCAAAUGUCAGGGUUUCUAAAGGACUGACAGACAAGGAAAAAGAAUGCACCUGGUUUCUUUGAAGUUAGUGGCUAUGCUCCUGUUUUGAGCUGGGCCAGUUUCUUCACUAUUUGUGUGAAGUUGGGAGUGAAGAUAAAAUCCACUUGCAAAUAAAUGUGAUCAAACAGUAGUCUGGGGAAUCUCUCCUUUAAAAAAGUAUCACGAUUAAAAUCUUUAUCUUUUUAUCUAACGUAUCUGCAGAUACAGGCAGGACUGUGGAUUUUUAUUUUUAUUUUAAAUAAAAUCGGGUUUCAGUCUGUAUUUUGCAGGGGAGGAAUGACUUGAUUUAAUAUCCUUCUGCAUCUGUUCAGCAACAUCAUUUGCAAGUGCUUUGAACGUGUUUCAUCUAGAGCUGCCUUGUCAGGUUGGUUUUGUACAUUUGUCCUUCUUUUGUUUAUGUUGUACUGAUCCCCCUGCGGGAAUAGUUGAUGAAACUGAUUUUUUUUUCUUCAAUAUAUAAUAAAUCAUCUUGCUCUUAUCAUUGUA
Messenger RNA from Oxyura jamaicensis (ruddy duck), 6087 nucleotides. It is a transcript of the gene ZMAT3, whose product is annotated as zinc finger matrin-type 3. Lineage: Eukaryota; Metazoa; Chordata; Aves; Anseriformes; Anatidae. Gene Ontology annotation, molecular function: zinc ion binding; nucleic acid binding. The transcript has 6 exons. The record is from RefSeq and is a predicted model, not a curated record. The coding region runs from base 200 to 1069 and encodes 289 amino acids.